This is a messenger RNA of Loxodonta africana (African savanna elephant), 4933 nucleotides long. RefSeq names its product caprin family member 2 (gene CAPRIN2). The transcript has 18 exons. The record is from RefSeq and is a predicted model, not a curated record. NCBI's taxonomy places the organism in Eukaryota, Metazoa, Chordata, Mammalia, Proboscidea, Elephantidae. The coding region runs from base 868 to 4143 and encodes 1091 amino acids. Gene Ontology annotation, cellular component: cytoplasm. Gene Ontology annotation, biological process: positive regulation of canonical Wnt signaling pathway. Gene Ontology annotation, molecular function: signaling receptor binding.
UUCCUCCGGGCGGUCCUCCACAGGGCACCUGCAGAAGUGGCCCCGAACGGUGCUUGCAGCGUGGAGGCGCUCGGAGGGCUGUGGGAAGGGCGGGGGUCUGCGCCGUCGGGCUCUGGCGGCCCUGCGGGCAUUUGAUGGGAGGGCUGGCGUGCAUGGGGCCUGUUACGCAUUGCUUUGGGAUGCCCCUAAGGGGAGUGGAUGGGUACUUAGGGUGCUCGGGAGAGAAGCAGAGCCGAGGGCCACAGACCCGGGCAGUGCAGGAUUCGUUAGAAUGAGCCCUUAAACUGGUUGCGUGUGAGUGGUUAUGGUUUAGUCUAAACAAAAACACAGUAGAAAACUAACUCGGACCCUCGAAGUUUGAGGAGGAAUACCUUGCUACAAAUGUCUGGUGGUGAAGAACUUGCCUUGUAGGCCUCAGGGCGACCAAAGGGAAGUUAGCUUUGAGAAGCUGGUGUUUGACUAAUGAUUGAGAGCUGUAAAAGAAGGGCGUGUGUUGCGCGAUUUUCUUUUAAAUGGUAAUUACUAGGUUGGGCUAGUGGUGAGAGAUCUUGUAAAUGGUUCAAACAGCUGUUUUAAAGCCUUCGCGUGAAAAGCGUUUUUUGUCUUUACUUGACGGUGGAAAUACUCAGAAUGUGGUGCCUUCUUGUGAGAGUGGAGCUCUGAAGCCAUUGUGUGACUAGCAGAUCUUCCUUCCUGACUGGAAAAUUGAAUUUCUGGAAACAUCCACCAUAUUGUAGAGUUUGCCUAUUUAAAGGCUGUCCUUACUGGCUAGCGCUUGGACUAAUUGCCAUAGAAGUAGUGGGAUGGUUUUGAGCUCAAUUCUGUGGAAGAGAACUUUGAGGGAGUGGGCUUAAACUUUUCAGGGAAAUGAAAACCUCUACUUUUAUGUUUAACUUUUUCCCCCCCUCUCCAGCCUCAUCUGUUUCAAUGGUGCAACUCUCUUCAUCCCCUUCUGGUUACCAGUCACCUUCAGGCCAUUCAGAGGAGGGAAGAGAGGGAAAUAUGAAGUCAGCCAAGCCCCAGGUGAACCACAAUCAGCAUGGGGAAAGCCAGCGGGCCAUGAGUCCCCUGCACUCUAUUCUCAGUUCGGCUGCCUCUCCUUCCCAGGCAUAUGAAACCUAUAUUGAUAAUGGACUCAUAUGUCUUAAACACAAAAUUAGAAACAUCGAGAAAAAGAAGCUCAAAUUGGAAGAUUACAAGGAUCGCCUGAAGAAUGGAGAGCGACUUAAUCCAGACCAGUUGGAAGCAGUGGAGAAAUAUGAAGAAGUGCUGCAUAACUUAGAAUUUGCCAAGGAGCUUCAAAAAACCUUUUCUGGACUGAGCCAAGAACUACUUAAAGCUCAGAAGAAGGCCCAGAGAAGGGAGCACAUGCUAAAACUUGAGGCUGAGAAGAAAAAACUUAGAACUAUACUUCAAGUUCAGUAUGUAUUGCAGAACUUGACACAGGAACAUGUACAGAAAGACUUCAAAGGGGGCUUGCAUGGUGCAGUGUAUUUGCCUUCAAAAGAACUUGACUACCUCAUUAAAUUUUCAAAACUGACCUGCCCUGAAAGAAAUGAAAGUCUAAGUGUUGAAGACCAGAUGGAGCAGUCAUCCUUGUACUUUUGGGACCUUUUGGAAGGUAGUGAGAAAGCAGUGGUAGGAACGACAUACAAACACGUGAAAGAUCUGUUGUCUAAGUUGCUGAACUCAGGAUAUUUUGAAAGUAUCCCAGUUCCUCAAAAUGCUAAGGAAAAAGAAGUACCUGUGGAGGAGGAAAUGCUGAUAAAAUCAGAGAAGAAAAAACAAUUAUUGAAAACUGAAUCUGUCAAAGAGUCAGAGUCUCUUGCGGAGCUUGCACAGCCAGAGAUACAGCCACAAGAGUUUCUUAACAGACGCUACUUGACAGAAGUAGAUUAUUCAAACAAACGAGAUGAAGAGCAAUCCUGGGAAGAAGAUUAUGCUAGAAAACCAAAUCUCCCCAAAUGUUGGGAUACGCUUACCGAACCAGACAGUCAGGAGAAGAAACAGGAAUCUUUCAAGUCCUGGGAGUCUCCUGUUAAACACCAGGAGUUAUCAAAGCCUGCAGUUUCCUCAGAACAGAGGAAACAAGAGAUUUCAAAACUCAGGUCCACUCUGCAGGAAGAGCAGAAGAAGCAGGAGACCUCUAAACCCAAGCCAACUCCUGGCCAGUGGAAGCAAGAAACUCCUAAAUCCAAAGCAGGAUACAUUCAAGAGGAGCAGAAGAAGCAGGAGACACCAAAGCCUUGGCCAGUUCAGCUGCAGAAAGAAGAAGAUCCAAAGAAGCAAAUGCCAAAGUCUUGGGUACCUUCUCAGCAGAAUGAACAGGCCAUCACCAAAUCAUGGACCACUCCCAUGUGUGAUGAACAGGAUUCAAGACAGCCAGAGACUCUAAAAUCCUGGGAAAACAAUGUUGAGAGUAAAAAACACCCUUUAACACCACAAUCGCAGAUUUCUUCAAAGUCCUGGGGAGUAGCUACAGCAAGCCUCAUUCCAAAUGACCAGCUUCUGCCCAGAAAGUUUAAUACAGAACCCAAAGAUGUGCCUAAGCCUAUGCAUCAGCCUGUAGGUUCUUCCUCUACCCUUCCAAAGGAUCCAGUGUUGAGGAAAGAAAAACUGCAGGAUUUGAUGACCCAGAUUCAAGGAACUUGUAACUUUAUGCAAGAAUCUGUCCUGGAUUUUGACAAACCUUCAAGUGCAAUUUCAUUGUCACAGCCGCCUUCAACUACUCCAGGUAGCCCAGUAGCAUCUACAGAACAGAAUCUACCCAGUCAAAAUGAGUUUCUUCAAGAGCCAUUACAGGCUACUUCUUCUCCAGUUACUUGUAGCUCAAAUGCUUGUUUGGUUACUGCUGAUCAGGCUUCUUCGGGAUCUGAAACAGAGUUUGUGACCUCAGAGACUCCUGAGGCAGCGGUUCCCCCAAGCAAGCAACCAUCUUCAUUAGCGUCUCCAAAUCCUCCCAUGUCAGUGGGCUCUGAACAGAGCUUCCAGUCACCUCCAGCGAGUAGUAGUUCAGUAACCAUUAACACAGCACCCUUUCAAGCCAUGCAGACAGUAUUUAAUGUUAACGCACCUCUGCCUCCACGGAAAGAACAAGAAAUAAAAGAAUCCCCUUAUUCGCCUGGCUACAAUCAAAGUUUUACUACAGCAAGUACACAAACACCACCCCAGUGCCAACUGCCAGCUAUACAAGUAGAACAAACUGUCCUUCCUCAAGAAACUGCAGCAAGUUAUCAUCCUGAUGGAACUAUUCAAGUAAGCAAUGGUAGCCUUGCCUUUUACCCAGCACAGACGAAUGUAUUUCCCAGACCCACUCAGCCGUUUGUCAAUAACCGGGGAUCUAUUAGAGGAUGUGCUCGUGGUGGGAGACUGCUAACCAACUCCUAUCGGUCCCCUGGUGGUUAUAAAGGUUUUGAUACUUAUAGAGGACCUCCCUCAAUUGCCAAUGGAAAUUAUAGCCAGCUGCAGUUCCAAGCUAGAGACUAUUCUGGAACACCCUAUUCCCAAAGGGAAAAUUUCCAGCAGUGUUAUAAGCGAGGAGCGACAUCUGGUGGUCCUCGGGCAAAUUCAAGAGCAGGGUGGAGUGAUUCUUCUCAGGUGAGCAGCCCAGAAAGAGACAACGAAACCUUUAACAGUGGUGACUCUGGACAAGGAGACUCCCGUAGCAUGACCCCUGUGGAUGUGCCAGUGACAAAUCCAGCAGCCACCAUACUGCCAGUACAUGUCUUUCCCCUGCCUCAGCAGAUGCGAGUUGCCUUCUCAGCAGCCAGAACCUCUAAUCUGGCCCCUGGAACUUUAGACCAACCUAUUGUGUUUGAUCUUCUUCUGAACAACUUGGGAGAAACGUUUGAUCUUCAGCUUGGUAGAUUUAAUUGCCCAGUGAAUGGCACAUAUGUUUUCAUUUUUCACAUGCUAAAGUUGGCAGUGAAUGUGCCACUGUAUGUCAACCUCAUGAAGAAUGAAGAGGUCUUGGUAUCUGCCUAUGCCAAUGAUGGUGCUCCAGACCAUGAAACUGCUAGCAAUCAUGCAAUUCUCCAGCUCUUCCAGGGAGACCAGAUAUGGUUACGUUUGCACAGGGGAGCAAUUUAUGGAAGUAGUUGGAAAUACUCUACGUUUUCAGGCUAUCUUCUUUAUCAAGAUUGAAAGUCAGUAUAGAAUUGACAAUAAAAGGAAAAUGUUCUCAUUGGUGGCUUAAAGGAAAAGUAGUCCUUGCCCUCACAACGGAUUGGCUUAGGAAAAUGUUUUCAUAGAGAAAGGAGGAGGCCCUUACUUUUUUUUCCCCUCCCCAGGGUUAAACAUUUCAAGCCGAAUGACAAUUAGCACUAAUCUGGCACCUUAUAAAUUGUGAUGUAGCCUUGCUAGUGAAGCUGUGAAUGUAUAUUGUUUGCACUUAAUUCCUUAACUGUAUUAAUGUUCAGCUUACUAAACUGAUUGCCUCAAGUUCAGGCAAGUUACAAUGCCUUGUUGUGCCUCAAUAGUAAUAAUAAAAAAAUUAUAUGCACCUUCAGUGUUUCUAUUUGAUUCAACAUUUAGAGAUAAAAUAUCUAAUUUUUAAGUAUCACUGAUAAUUCUUGAGCGGGUUCAUUUAAAAUAAGGUUUUUUAUAUAUAACAGCUCCUUUUAAGGUUACUUUUCUCUAAUAUACAUGUGAUUCAUAAAAUGAUUUGAUCUAUUUUCCAUGGGCCAAAUCACACAUUUUCCUUGAAAGUAUUCUGUUAUCUUGCACUAGGGCAUGUCCAUCCUUUAGCACCUACUACAUCCUAUAGGGUCACUAUGAGUUGGAAUCGAUUCGAGGGCACUGGGUUUUUUGGGUACAUGUAUAAUAAUACAAGAUACAAUAAGGGCUAUACAGGUAAUACUACUGACCUACUAUCAGUAUCUCUUAGCUUUCUAGUGGAUUCUCAAUUUAAUUUGGGGAGGCAAAAUGUGUAAUC